This is a messenger RNA of Perca fluviatilis (European perch), 2417 nucleotides long. It is a transcript of the gene dok4, whose product is annotated as docking protein 4. Gene Ontology annotation, cellular component: cytoplasm. The coding region runs from base 368 to 1363 and encodes 331 amino acids. The record is from RefSeq and is a predicted model, not a curated record. The transcript has 8 exons. NCBI's taxonomy places the organism in Eukaryota, Metazoa, Chordata, Actinopteri, Perciformes, Percidae. Gene Ontology annotation, biological process: positive regulation of MAPK cascade; cell surface receptor protein tyrosine kinase signaling pathway.
AACAACAAAAAGGAGAAGAGCAAGAAGCAAAGAAGGAGAGGAACAAAUCCGAUAGAGGAGAUUUGAAAGGAAGCCAAAGGAGGAGAAAAGGGAUGGUGGCCAAGAUGUGAAGUGCUUCACGAAAGAGGAGAGACGAAGGUGAGGAUAAAUAGAAACGGGGAGUGUUAGAACAAGGACACCCACAAAGUCCUAGGAAGAGACGGACAGGAUUAAAAAGUGAAAAGAGAGGAAGCCACACGGGACUAAGAAGCCGGGAGCUCUGGAACGGUAGGAAGAGAAAGCAAGAGACUGGUUGAGGAAGGGGGAGGGAAGAAAACAUCUGGAUGGUCUCCACAGCGACGGCCAGCAGGUUACCCCCCCUCCGAAGAUGGCCUCCAACUUCAACGACAUCGUCAAGCAGGGCUACGUGCGCAUGCGCAGCCGCAAGCUGGGGAUCUAUCGGCGUUGCUGGCUGGUUUUCAAGAAGUCAUCUAGCAAAGGACCUCGUCGUCUGGAGAAAUACCCUGAUGAGAAAUCUGCCUACAUCAGAGCCUUUCCUAAGGUGACAGAGAUUAGCAACGUCAAGAAUAUCACACGGCUGCCCCGAGAUACCAAGCGACAGGCGGUGGCCAUUGUGUUUACAGACGACACGUCGCGCACCUUCACCUGUGAAUCAGAGCUAGAGGCGGAGGACUGGUUUAAGACGCUGUCCAUUGAGUGCCUGGGCACACGGCUCAAUGACAUCAGUAUGGGAGAGCCGGAUCUCCUGGCUGCUGGAGUGCAGUGUGAACACACAGAGCGCUUCAACGUGUUCCUCCUCCCCUGUCCCAACCUGGACAUCUAUGGGGAGUGCAUGAUGCAGAUCACCCACGAGAACAUUUACCUGUGGGACAUUCACAACCCUCGCACCAAGCUGGUCACCUGGCCUCUCUGCUCCCUGCGGCGCUACGGACGGGACGCCACCCGCUUCACCUUCGAAGCCGGCCGGAUGUGUGACAGCGGUGAAGGCCUCUACACCUUCCAGACCAGAGAGGGAGAGCAGAUCUACCAGAGGGUUCACUCCUCCACGCUGGCUAUCGCCGAGCAGCACAAGAAGGUCCUGCUGGAGAUGGAGAAAAACAGCAGGUUGAUGUCUGUGGGUUCAGAGCCUGGCUCCUACCCCUGCACCCCAACCGCCAUCCUGCCCCGAUCUGUCUACUGGCACCACAUCACUGGAAACCAGACCGGCAUGGAUCCUGGUGAUGCUGCAGAAGACGACCUGCUGUCCACCCGCCUGCCUCCAGACCGCCAUGCCACGCUGCCCCUGGCAAACACACAUGCACAGUCCCAGCCGCACAUACCCACACACUCCCCGACACACUACCCCACCUACCCUGGACAGUGACACACACAAACACAGAAGAAGAUGUGGACUUGGAAAAAGACACAAACACACGCAUGCCCACAUGCAUGCAGGCACACACACAUACUGAAACACACUGUCUCUCCUUAUAUUAGUUUUACAGCCCAACGUUACACCUCACAGGGGAUGUUGUAGCCUAACACUGGCCAAAAGACCAUGCUGAAAGCAGAAAGCAGGAAGUGACAACUAAAUACAGCGAAAGACUGCAAGGAGAUUGGUCUUCCUUACAUGACUGCAGCUCCUACAAUUCCACAGUAAACGGGGUAUAUUUGACAUUUUUCCACACUCAGGAUAAGAAACUCUGGCAGAUUGGCAUAUAUGGCUCUCAGUAUGCUUUAAACCACCUAGGAUGUAUUAUGUGUUGUCCAACCAAGUCAAAGUGUUUCCACCUGUUCCGAAUGGACACUCUCGAAGGGUGGGUGAAAAGCCUUGAAGAGCAAUUUGUAGGGAUUUUAUUUAUUUAUUUACUGAAUUUAUACUACAGUUUUUAUUGAAAUUAUGAUUUAAAUAGUAAAUCUCUGGAACCAAAAUUAGGAGGAACCAAAAUUACUUUGUGCAUACAUUAAAUACGUGGAAUACAUAUGAAUUAGAGUGCAUUACUUUCCAUUCCAACAGCCUGCCUAACACCCAACUCAAUUUGGCUGUAGUCCGUCAUAUGCAUAUGAAUAUGUAUUUUAAACCUCAUUAGUGUCAAAACUAGCCCUGGGAUCCAUAUGUAUUAUUGUUAAAAAUUUACCCAGCUUGGCAGCUCCCCCUUAUGUGAUACAUAUUUUUUCAUAUAUAUUUCUCUGAUUUGAGGAAGUCAUGAAAACGGAUGUCACUGUGGUAUAUAGCUUAUUUUUUUUCAAACUGAUAACGUUUUAUUUUAUGAGUCCAUAAAUUCCUUUUAGGGAGAGAGAGACGUGGGUAAUUUGGUCCUAAUUAUAGGGAAAUUAGGAAUUUCCUUAAAAGAAAUGCUUAAAAUGUAACUCUCGCCAAAAUGCAACCUAGUGAUGUGAAUGUACCCGAGUCAAACUUUCAUUUAAAAGCAUAAUUA